Astyanax mexicanus (Mexican tetra) is the source of this 6839-nucleotide messenger RNA. It is a transcript of the gene gdpd2, whose product is annotated as glycerophosphodiester phosphodiesterase domain containing 2. Bases 282 to 1841 code for a protein of 519 amino acids. Gene Ontology annotation, molecular function: glycerophosphodiester phosphodiesterase activity. The transcript has 15 exons. Gene Ontology annotation, cellular component: membrane. NCBI's taxonomy places the organism in Eukaryota, Metazoa, Chordata, Actinopteri, Characiformes, Acestrorhamphidae. Gene Ontology annotation, biological process: lipid metabolic process. The record is from RefSeq and is a predicted model, not a curated record.
AAAGAGAGAGAGAGAGAGAGAGAGAGAGAGAGAGAGAGAGAGAGAGAGAGAGAGAGAGAGAGAAAGAGAGAGAGAGAGAGAGAGAGAGAGAGAGAGAGAGAGAGAGAGAGAGAGAAAGAAAGAGAGAGAGAGAGAGACGCGCUAUGAAAGGAGAGAUAGUUAUUUGAUCUGCGAGUUUGAUGGCUCUGAGCACCCACAAGUAGGAACCCAGGCCCGAAAUAAAAACAGAAGAAGCUCCUUUUAUCCUUCAUAUUCUCUGAUCUGGCGCUGAAGACGACACAAUGAGGGAAAGCAUCGUCCGGAUGUGCUGCAGAGGAAUCUACAGCUGCCACUGGAAGCAUCCGAGUAACGACAAGAGACGGUUCACAUGCUGCUGGUUCUUCUUUGUCUCUCUGAUGGCCGUUCUGGCUCUGGGAUGGAUGUACGUGUGUUUCGUGGCUUAUAAUGACCACAAUGAUGUGAACUGGGAGGCUUUUCGGACGUUCAGUCUGUGGGUGAACUGGUACAUGAUCAUGAUCAUCAUGUACGCAGUAUUAACCAUAUACUGCCUUCUACUUUUGCUUUUCUCAUUGUUCCAGUUUGCCAUUAAAGAACCAUUGGAUUUACACUGGCUGCAUAAGGUGUUGCUGUUCCUGGGUCUGAUUAUAGUCGUUCUGGGGAUUGUAAUGAUGGCCUGUAAAUGGAAGCAAGAAUGGAGCACUGUUCGUUUAUCACUGCAGACCACCGCCCCGUUUCUACAGUUGGCUGCAGUUGGGUCUUUGACUAUGAUCAGCUGGCUGGUGUUCAAGAGUUUCAACCGAACUAAGAAAGCGGCAUCGAGAGUCUUCAUACUUAUAGCAUUACUUACAGUCUCCACUGGGAUUUACCUCAGCCCCCUACUGAUUGAAUCUCCGUGCCUUAUUGACGAUCUUCCCCCGAAACCCGCCCUCCUUGGGCACCGUGGUGCUCCUCUGCUGGCUCCAGAAAAUACAAUGAUGUCCUUCAGGAAAAGUAUGGAAUGCGGUGUUGCAGCAUUCGAGACGGACGUGCAGCUCAGUAAAGACUCAAAGCCCUUUCUUAUGCACGACCACGGGAACAAAAAUCUGAGGAGGACGACGAACGUGGACACUGUGUUUCCAAACCGAUCAAACGACACGAGCAGUAACUUCACAUGGGAGGAGCUGCAGAUGUUAAACGCAGGCGAUUGGUUUGUCAAGACAGACCCGUUUUGGUCAGUUUCCUCACUUUCAGAGGAGGAGAGGGCACUCGCUCGUAAUCAGACAGUGCCGCUGCUCAGUGAUCUCCUAAACCUCGCCAGUCAACACGGCAUCUCCAUCAUCUUUGACUUGAAGAAUGACUAUGAAGACUGUAAUCAUACAGUGAGGACCAUUCUGGAAUCUGGCAUCCCGCAGGAUCUGAUCUGGUGGCUUCCUGACGCAUGUAGAGAGUAUGUCAAAAAACAAGCUAAAGGUUUCCGUCAAGUCUACAGCAAUGUGACCAAGAUGAAACAGAACAACGGGAAAUUUUUAAACCUGUACUACGAGAGUGCUGCAGAAAUCAGAAACCUGCGGAACGAGAACGUCUCCAUUAAUCUCUGGGGGGUACACGAGCGCUGGCUCUUCUCUCUGGUGUGGUGUAUGGGGGCCACCUCAGUGACCACUAACACCUGCCACGUCUUCAAAGACAUGUCCCGGCCUGACUGGCAUCUGAAACCUUGUUAUUACCGUAUCAUGUGGAUUACUGCAGACUCUGUGUCAUUCUUAUUGAUGGUCAUACUGUUUGUUGUGCAAAGGAGAAGGAAGUCAAGGAACCGGAUUUUUCGUUUGGAACCAGAAAAAACUAUACCUCUCCUUCCCCUGUAAUUAGCCUUUAAAGGUCACUAAAGCACUCUUUAAUUGUAUGCACUCGCAGGGCUCAAACUUUUGACUGUAAAUUGCAGAAAACAACAAACAGCAUCCCACACAAUGUGAAAGUAGCCUACACUGAAAUAUGCUGCUUAACAAUAAUACUAAUAUCCGCAAUACUAAUAAUAAUAAUAAUACCCACCACAGGGUUUACGUUUUAAUGCCAGUGCCCAUCCAGCUCUCUAAUACACUUAUAUGAUAUGCCAAAUGUCAUGGGACUAAAACUUGUAUUGUAUCCUAUGACUUCUGCUAAGUCCCAUAGAAGUUAAAGAAUGGCUGCAUUAAAUGCGGAGGUGAUUUCUGCCAGAAUCACUGCUGCCUUGCCAUGAGCACGUCGGCUAGUGUUCAAUCAAUGUCACUCACAAGAUAACACCUCACAGCUUAUACAGGUGCGUGCAUUAUUAGACUAUAUACUCUGUGUUAAAACUUCAUAAUCCGUUGAUUACUAUGACUAUAAAAAUGCAGUAAUGCAUUAUUGUAAUAAACAUAUGUACAGUACCAGUCAAAAGUUUGGACACACCUUAUUCAAUUCAAAAAAAAUCUUUAUUUCUUUAUUUGAUGUAUUUUCUACAUUGUAGAUUAAUAUUAAACACAUGAAAACAAUUAAGGGACAUAGAUUUAGAAUUAUGUAGUAAACAGUAACAACAAUGUUAUUCCUCCACAUUAAUCCCCUGAUCUAAACCUGAUGAACUGAGAUGGUGGUUUGAGGUGAUUUAAUUGGGAUGAGCUGGAGCUUCACAGCGUGAAGGAAAAGCAGCAACUAUUGUUCAGCACCUCCAGGAACUCCUUCCUUCAAGACGCUGAGAAAACUAUUCCAGGUGACUCUCCCUCAUGAAGACACUGAGAUUAAAAUACCAAGAGUCUGCAGAUCUGUCCUCAAAGAUACAUGUAUUAAACAUAUUAUGUUUUUUACUAAAUAAUUCAGCAUGUGUUUUUGGAUAGCUUUAAUAUAAUCUUCAAUGUUAAUUUCAAAAUGUAAAAAAAAAAUCAUAAAAAGAAAAAAAAACACAUUGAAUGAAAAGAGAUGUGUCCAAACUUUUAACAGGUGCUAUAUAUAAAGAUGUGUUUUUUUUAUUAAUGGCUGGAGGUAAAAUAAGUUCCUUGCAAAAGCUGUUCCCUGAUUGGGCUUUUGACCCGUUUUGAUGUGACCCAGUGACUUUCAAUAGAAAUGCUGUUCCAGUUCCAGUUUAAAUACCGGUUGUUACUUUUACUUCUUUGAGAAUUAGUGCAUUCUCAUAUUUCGCUCUGAAAGGCCGGUUCCUCCACACCCAGGUUAAUCUCAGCUUCACACAUUUUUAGCGAUGAUUCAUCGCUGGCAGCCUGAUUAGUCCUCAGUGUUCUGGAAUUUCAUAAUCGUUAUUCAUUUAUGUAUUGUUGCGCUCUACUGAACUGAAAGUUCCUUAUUCCUUAAAGCUAACUGAAUGUUGAUUUAGGGUCAGUUAUUUUGUGUAUAGUUCCUUUUGGGAUGGUGAUUAUUGAUUUGUUAUUUGUGUGAUUCUGUUUUGAGAAAAUAAUUGAAUUAAAAAAAAAACUUAUAGAAUGAAAUAAAUUAAUUUUAAUCUAAAAACUUAUUUUAAAAAAUGUGAAAAAAAACUAGUAGACUAGUAGUAGUUAACUGUGAAUACAUUUGUCAUUGUGUGUGUGUGUGUGUAUAUGUACAGUAUAUACAGCAUUUAUUUGUUUUGUUAUUUUUGUAUUUUCUUUUUCUUUGCUGAUUUUAACUCUAAACUGGGGGAGUUUGGGGUCAUAUAGAGUCACUAUUAGCUGUGUCCUGAAGUCUAGGCUGCAGUCGAGGUUUGGAAAGGGAAUCACAGGGAAUCUCCCGAUACGAUAUUAUCAUGAUAUACAGCCACGAUAACUAUAUCGCAAGAUAAUUCUCUAUAAUACUUAAUUCCGUCUGUGUUACUGAGGAGGAUAAAAUACUCCUAAAUAAUCAAAUACCAGGAAUUAUGAAUUCAUUGGUGUCAGUUUCACAGAAUUGAACAAACGGUAUUCUUCACCGCAGGUUUAUUAACCCUAUUCAUUUGAUUGUAAUGCCUUCAUUUGGAGUAACUUCAUGUAGCAGUAACUUUAGUAAGUCUAAUUGAGGGGCGAGACUUUAGAGCAUGUAUUUUUAUUAAAAAUAUCUAUAUUUAGGGCUCUCAGUGGUCCAGCGGAUUAAGGCGCUGCCACUAUGAUCAGAAGAUUUGAAUCCGGUUUGAAUCCUGUUCAUGUAGCUUGCCAUCAGCUGCCAAAGCCCUGAGAGAGAACAAUUGGCCUUACUCUCUCUGGUUCGGGUAGAGGGCGCUCUUUCCCCCCCAUCACUCCUAGGGUGAUGUCGAUCAGCACAAUGUAUCUGUGAGCUGAUGUAUCAGAACAGAGUUGCUGCACUUUCCUCCAAGCGCACUGUGAUGCUACUCGGUAAUGCUGCAUCAACAGCAGCUUGAAAAGAGGCGGUGGCUGACUUCACAUGUGUCGGAGGAGGCAUGUGCUAGUCUUCACCCUCCUGGUGUUGGGGCAUCACUAGUUAUGGGGGAAUCCUUAUGAGUGUGUUGGGUAAUUGGCCGUGUAAAUUGGAAGAAAAUGGGCAUCUCUUGUAAUUGUGGUGUGAACUUGUGUUCUUUUUCAUUUCGGUAAAGAAAUAAAUUACUGAAAGCAUAAUUUUCCACAAUUUUUUACAGGGCUUGUAUCCUUUAGCUGUAUAAUACAAAUUAACAUUUUAAACUACAGAGCUUUGUUGGCUUGAAAGUGUGCAGAGAACUGUGGGUAACUUAGGACUGGGAAGGAUACAUCAGUUGCGCCCUGAGAAUCAUUCCAAUGUUGGCUGAAUUUCUCAACUGUUCUUAAUUUCGAAACAGCCACAAACCCUUACGUUGAAAUUCUUUUCAGGGUGGUUCAUUGCAGCCAUGUUCCAAGAGGUGAUGUUUUUUGAAUGUAAGGGCAUAUUGUCUAGCACUGUUUCCAAAGUGCAAGAAAUGCUGAUUGUAUCCCUUGAUGCCCAAACUCGAUCUCACUUAGAAGGCCAUGUCAUGAUUCAGUCUCUGUAUCUAAAUCAGAUAUGAGCCUUUAGCUGCGUUAUCACUACCUUUUUACCCCAAAAAACCCCAGAAAACUAGAUUACUAAACUUGGAUUCAGACAUGACUAGGUGCCUUCUUGCCUCAGAAUCCUGCAAACUCAUUUGCAACCUAAAUGAAAAUUAGCUUCAAAGAACAUCUUUGGCAUUUUUUUCCAACAUAUUUUUUAACAAUAUAGUCUGUUUAAUGAGGUUCUAUGAAGCAGAUUCUAGGCUGAGAAAUCAGCCUACCUCAGCUAUGGCCUAGACUUCAGGAUGCAGCUAAUUCUUUUUUUUUUUUUUUUAAAGAGUAGUAAACUUUGUACAUUUGGUGCAGUUUGCGUUUAACCAGCACUUGGAUUCUUUGUUUUCUUGUUUUUCUUUUUUUCUUCUGGUUGUUGUACAUUGUAAAUUGAGUAAGCAAGUAGGGCUUUGUAUCUGUUAAAACUCAUGCAAUAUGUAUCACGAUACAGGGGUCACAAUACUGUAACACAACGUAUUGCAAUUGUUUAAAACUGUCAAAGUAUGAAACAUACUACCAUACAUAUAAAAUCUAAGUACAAAAAACAUUACUUCUCAUGUUAUCAGAACAGUGGGUUCUAUCGACACAGUAAAACAGUGCCCCCUAGUGGGCGGGGUUUAAUCACAACUCUAAAUGAACCACUUCUGACACCAAUCUUUACAUAUAAACUUGUAGUUAAAUUUUGAUACUGUGUUUUUGACAAUCGAUAUCGAUUCAAAGCAAAUUAUCACAGUAUUUUGAUAUAUCGAUAUUUUCUUACACUCCUAUAAGCCAGUAAACUGCAUUUGAGCCUUUUCUAUAUUUUUGGACUGUAUAUAUUGUAUGAAUUCUGGCACACAGUGCCUUGUAUCUUUGUGGGUUUUUUUUUCAGUUUUUAAUUCAUUUGACUGUGAUUUGAAUGUAGCAGCUGUGAUUUACAGUAUUGUGCAAAAGUUUUAGGCACUUGUGGGAAUUUCAGUAAAGAAAAAGCUUCUUAUCUGUGCAGUAAGUGUUUAUUAGCUCAGUAAAACACAUUACAACAUUACAAUAAACACAAACAGCAAUUUUACAAAAAGCAGUUUUUACAGCACUGUUUUCCUCAAAACAUCUCCUAAUCUCUCCUCCUCAUCUGAGUUCUCAUCAUAUUAAGCAACACCUGGUUUGGUAAAUUACUGGUAAAUGUGGUGAAUCAGGUGAGCUGCUGAUGGAACUGAACAUAAUAUACACCUGCUGGCUGAGGAGAAAUCUGUAAUCUCUACACUUUGUUCUUCAGCUCGGCUCACAGGAUAUAACAUACUUAUAGUUAAAAAUGAGAAUUCCUUGUCAUGUUUUACUGUAUUUGUGUUCAUUUGCAUCUGUUUAAAUCAUAUGUGGUGCUUUUUUCAGGUAAAAACCCUCAUAUUGCUGAGAUAAAUAGAUUAGUGUAAUUUGCUUUGGUGCCUAAAACUUUUGCACAGUACUGUAUAUUUUGUCAAAAUGAUAAAUGAGCCAACAGACAUUGCUCAAAAUGAAUUUGAAUACAUUUUUUUAAACUGACGUCCAAUAAAAGUUAAGAAAGUUGCCGUUUUUGAGAUUAGAGUGUAUUAGUGCAACAGCAGUAAUCAAUAAGAUUAAGUGUAUAUAUAAAAAAGUGAUGUAUUUUGACAGUAACCUGUAUUUUAUUACAACUUUCAUUUCUGUCUGUGUGAAACUGUAACUCUUUUGUACUAAUAGUAACUCUUUUGUAACCGUCAGGCUGACGGGUAGGAGAUUGAUUGGUUGUGAUAACGCUGUUCUUCAGCUGAUGCUGAAUGACUGGAAUUUCAGAAAGUUGAUUUUGGCAAGAUCUCUAGAUUCUUCCUUGAAGAUGUACAUUGUAAUAAACCCUCGGGAGUCUGUUGGUGCUUCUUUGAAACAAAUUAAAAUCUCUGGCAUUUAUUUUCA